This is a messenger RNA of Chelmon rostratus (copperband butterflyfish), 312 nucleotides long. RefSeq names its product histone H4. The transcript has a single exon. The record is from RefSeq and is a predicted model, not a curated record. Gene Ontology annotation, biological process: nucleosome assembly. NCBI's taxonomy places the organism in Eukaryota, Metazoa, Chordata, Actinopteri, Chaetodontiformes, Chaetodontidae. The coding region runs from base 1 to 312 and encodes 103 amino acids. Gene Ontology annotation, molecular function: structural constituent of chromatin; DNA binding; protein heterodimerization activity. Gene Ontology annotation, cellular component: nucleosome.
AUGAGCGGCCGCGGAAAGGGAGGUAAGGGACUCGGUAAAGGAGGCGCCAAACGUCACCGCAAAGUCCUCCGAGACAAUAUCCAGGGCAUCACCAAACCCGCCAUCCGUCGCCUGGCCCGCCGCGGCGGCGUCAAGAGAAUCUCCGGACUCAUCUACGAGGAGACCCGCGGGGUGCUCAAGGUUUUCCUGGAGAACGUGAUCCGGGACGCAGUCACCUACACCGAGCACGCCAAGAGGAAGACCGUCACCGCCAUGGACGUGGUCUACGCCCUCAAGAGGCAGGGCCGCACCCUCUACGGCUUCGGCGGUUAA